AUGCCAAGACUCAACUUGACCGCCGUGACAGAGUUCACCUUUGAAGGUUUUUCUGUUUUUGGGUGGCAGCACAGACUCAUUCUCUUUGUGGUCUUUCUGGUCUUGUACCUGUUGACCCUCGCCAGCAAUGCCAUCAUCUUGACCGUUAUCCACCUCAACCGUCAACUUCACACACCCAUGUACUUCUUCCUGAGCGUACUGUCCAUCUCUGAGACCUGUUACACAGUGGCCAUCAUCCCCCGCAUGCUGUCCAGUCUCCUCAGUCCCCAAAGAGCCAUCUCCAUCCCACACUGUGCCACUCAGCUCUUCUUCUAUCUCGCCUUCGGCAUCAACAACUGCUUCCUGCUCACGGCCAUGGGGUAUGACCGCUACGCGGCCAUCUGCAACCCCCUGCGGUAUUCCGUCGUCAUGGGCAAAAGGACUUGUCUACAAUUGGCGAGUGGCUCCUGGAGCAUUGGCCUGAGCACGGCCAUCAUUCAGGUGUCGUCUGUGUUCAGCCUGCCCUUCUGUGAUGCCAACGUCAUCUCCCACUUCUUCUGUGACAUCCGGCCCCUGAUGCAGCUGGCCUGUGCUGACACCACCAUCAAAGAACUUGUCACCUUGCUCAUCAGUCUGUGUGUCCUUGUUCUGCCCAUGGUGCUGAUCUUCAUCUCCUACGUCCUGAUUGUCUCCACCAUCCUCAAGAUCCCCUCCGCCCAGGGCCGGAAGAAGGCCUUUGCCACCUGCGCCUCCCACCUCACGGUGGUCGUCGUCCACUACGGCUGCGCCUCCGUCAUCUACCUAAAACCCAAGUCUCACAACUCCCUGAAGGACAGACUCAUCUCCGUGACCUACACGGUCAUCACACCCCUCCUCAACCCUGUUGUGUACAGCCUGAGGAACAAAGACGUCAAGGAUGCCUUGCUCAGAGCUUUGGGCAAAAAACCUCUCUCUUAG
Messenger RNA from Acinonyx jubatus (cheetah), 936 nucleotides. RefSeq names its product olfactory receptor 10J4. Lineage: Eukaryota; Metazoa; Chordata; Mammalia; Carnivora; Felidae. Gene Ontology annotation, cellular component: membrane. The coding region runs from base 1 to 936 and encodes 311 amino acids. Gene Ontology annotation, molecular function: olfactory receptor activity; G protein-coupled receptor activity. The transcript has a single exon. The record is from RefSeq and is a predicted model, not a curated record. Gene Ontology annotation, biological process: G protein-coupled receptor signaling pathway.